AUGAUAAGGACAGAAUCAACAACGAAACCAAAAGGAAGUCAAACAAAUGAAAGUUCAAAAGAAAUUUUGUCUGAAUUCAAGGAACAACCAAUUACAUCCAGCGAAAUAGCUAACAUAGAACAAUCGACAUUGAAACCAACAGAUAGUCAAACAACCAAAAUUCUAUCAAGUGAUUCGUCCCAAGUUGAAAAUCCAUCAAAUCUCAGUUUAAUAAACGAGCAACAAUCUACACCGAAACCAGCAAAUGAUCAAGGCACAAAAAUACUUACUAGUGAUUCGUCCAUAGUCAAAAAAACAGAGUCAACAGUCAGCGAUGUAAACGAGCAACAAUCGACAUCAAAACUAGAUGAAAGUCAAACGACCGAACAAUAUAAAGAAAAAACCAAAAAACCACAAACAGACAGCUUGAACAAAAGAAAAUUGGUCAGACAACAAAAAUUAGUAAAAAAACUAACAGAAGAAAAAGAAAGACUAACCGAACAACAAAGAUUAGCUAAAGAACAAUUCGAAGUGAAACAAAGAUCAGCUGAAAAACGAUUUGCCGAACAAGAAAAAUUGAUGAAUGAAAAAUUGGCUGCACAAGCAAAAUUGAUGAAUGAAAAAUUAGCCGCACAACAAAAAUUGUUUGAUGAAAAAUUAGCCGAACAACAAAAUUUGACCAAUGAACAAUUAGCCAAACAGCAAAGAUUAGCCAAUGAACAAUUAGCCGAACAACAGAGAUUAGCCAAAAAACAAUUUGACGAACGACAAAGAAUAUCUGAAAAACUAUUAGAAGAACAAAUAAGAUUAAACAAAGAACAAUUAGCCAGACUAGAAACAUUAUCUCGACAAGAACAAUUAACAAAAGCAGAAAUCAAAAAACAACGAAAUGUAAUAGAACAACUAUUACAAGAAAAAGAAAGACUAGUCGAACAGCAAAGAAUAGCUCAAGAACAAUUUGAGCAACGACAGAGUUUAGCUAAAAAACAAUUCGACGACGAAGUAAAAUUGAUGAAUGUAAAAUUGGCUGAAAAAGAUGAAUUGAUGAAUAAAAAAAUUGCCCAUAUAGCAAAAUUGUAUAAUGAAAAAUUGGAACAAAUACAACAAUUUGCCAAAGACAAAUUAGCCGAACAGCAAAUAUUAUCCAAAAAACAAUUAGACGAACAGCAGACAUCAGCCAAAGAACAAUUAGCCGAACAACAAAGAAAAGCUGCAGAACAAUUAGCUGAACAACAAAGAGAAGCUGAAGAACAAAAAAGAUUAAUGAUAGAUCAAUUAGCCAAACAAGGAACUGAAGAAGAAUUCAAAAAACAACAAAAAUUAGCCGAAAAAAUUGCCAGACAAGAAAAAUUGAUACAAGAACUAAUUAAAGAAAAAGAAAGAUUAGUUGAGCAACAUAAAUUAGCAGAAAAACAAUUAGAAGACCAACAAAGAUUAGAUGAUGAACGAUUAGCCCAACAAGAAAAAUUGAUGAAUGAUAAAUUGGCUAAACAAGAAGAAUUGUUUAAUGAAAAAUUGGCUAAACAAGAAGAAUUGUUUAAUGAAAAAUUAGCCGCACAACAAAAAUUGUUUGAUGAAAAUUUAGCCGAACAGCAAAGAUUAGCCGAGGAACAAUUAGUCAAACAACAGGGAUUAGCCAAAGCACAAUUUGACGAACAACAGAAAUUAACCAAAGCACAAUUUGACAAACAAGAAAAAUUUAUGAAUGAAAAAUUGGCCGAACAACAAGCAAUAUAUGAAGAGCGAUUAGAAAAAGAAAAAGGAAUAAUGGAGCAAGAAUUAGACGAACUAGAUAAAAUUUGCAAACAAGAUCAAUCAACUAUAGAAGAAUUGAAAAACCAAAAUGAAUUAAAAGGACAAAAAUUAGCCAAACAAGAAAAAUUAAUACAAGAACUAAUAAAAGAAAAAGAAAGACUAGUCGAAGAGAAAAAAUCAGCUGAUGAACUUUUAGUAAAACAACGAAAAUCAGCUGAAGAACAAUUGGCAGAACAAGAAAGAUCGAUGAAUGAAAAAAUAGCCCAACAAGACAAAUUGAUGAAUGAAAAAUUGGAGAAACAAGAAGAAUUGUUUAAUGAAAAAUUGGCCGAACAACAAACAAAAUAUGAAGAACAAUUAGAAGAACAAAAAAGAUCGAUGAAUGCACAAUUAGCCGCAGAAGGAAAAUCGUCCGAACAAGAACAAGUAACUAAAGAAGAAUUCGAAAAACAACAAAAAUUAGCCAAAGAACAAAUAGACAAACUAAAAGAAUUCAUGAAUAAAAAAUUGAAUGAACAAAAAUUAGCCAAAGAAAAAAGAUUGAUGGAAGAAAAAUUUGACAAAGAAAAACAAUUAAAGAUUGAAGAAAUGGAUAAACAAAAAAAAUUAUCUGAUGAAAAAUUAGCCGCACAACAAAAAUUGUUUGAUGAAAAAUUAGCCGAACAGCAAAAAUCGUUUGAUGAACAAUUAGCCGAACAGCAAAGAUUAGCCGAAAAGCAAUUAGCCGAACAACGAAAUUUGGCCAAAGAGGAUUUAGACAAACAAAAAGAAUUGAUGGAUGAAAAAUUUGCCGAACAACAAAGAAUAGCUGACAAACGAUAUGAAGAUCAAAAAAGAAUAAUGGAAGACCAAAUGGCCGAAAUAGAUGGAAUUUGCUUACAAGAACAAUCAACUGUAAAAGACUUAGAAAAAUUACUAAAAUUAAGAGCAAUUAAAUUAGAACAACAAGAAGCAUUGAUACAAGAACUAAAAAAUGAAAAAGAAAAAAUAGCCGAAGAGAAAAAAUCAGCAGAACAACGAUUAGCCGAACUAGAAAAAUCGAUGAAUGAAAAAUUGGCCGAACAAGAAAAAUUGAUGAAUGAAAAUUUGGCCAAACAACAAAAAUUGUUUGAUGAAAAAUUAGAAGAACAAAGACAAUCGGCCGAAAAACAAUUACAAGAACAAAAAGAUAAAACCAAAAAAGAAUUGGACAGACAACAAGAAUUAGCCGACGAAAAAUUAGCCCAAGAGAAAAAAUUAGCCGAAGAACGAAUAGCCAAACUAGAAGAAUCGAUGAAUGAACAAUUGGCCGAACAACAACAAAUACAUGAAGAACGAUUAGAAGAUCAAAAAAGAAUAAUGGAGCAAGAAUUAGACGAACUAGAUAGAAUUUGCAUACAAGAUCAAUCAACUAUAGAUGAAUUAAAAAACCAAAAUGAAUCAAAAGGACAAAAAUUAGCCAAACAAGAAAAAUUAUUACAAGAACUAAUAAUAGAAAAAGAAAAAUUACUCGAAGAGAAAAAAUCAGCUGAAGAACUUUUAGUAAAACAACGAAAAUCAGCUGAAGAACAAUUGGCAGAAAAAGAAAGAUCGAUGAAUGAAAAAAUAGCCGAACAAGAAAAAUUGAUGAAUGAAAAAUUGGAGAAACAACAAGAAUUGAUGAAUGAAAAAUUAGCCGAACAACAAACAAAAUAUGAAGAACAAUUAGCCGAGGAGCAAAGAUUAGCCACAGAGAAAUUAGACAAAAAGAAAAAAUUAUGGAAAAAAAAAUUGGCCGAUUUAAAAAAAGAGAUGAAUGAUAAAUUGGCCCAACAGAAAAAAGAAACUGAUGAAAAAUUAGCCGAAGAAUAUAGAUUAGCCGAUGAACGAUUACAAAAACAACAAAGAUUAGCCGAUGAACGAUUUGCCGAACUAGAAGAAUUAAUGAAUAAACAAUUAGACGAACAAGGAAAAUUGACCAAUCAAGAAAAAUUAUCUAAAGAAGAGAUAGAAACACAAUAUAAAUUAACCAAAGAAGAAUUAGCCAAACAACAAAAAAUAGUCAGACAACUAUUAGAACAAAAAGAUAUACUAACCGAACAAACAAGAUUAGCUGAAGAACUAAUAGCCGAACAAGAAAGAUUUGCUGAACAACAAUUAAAAGAACAACGAAGCUUAGCCGAACAACAAUUGGCCGAACAAGAAAACUUGAUGAAUGAAAAAUUGGCUGCACAAGAAAAAUUGAUGAAUGAAAAAUUAGCCGAACAAGAAAAAUCGCUGAAUGAACAAUUGGCCGAACAAAAAAGAUUAGCUGAAGAACGAAUAGCCGAACUAAAAGAAUUAGCCGAAAAAGAAUUAGACUUGCAACAAAGAUUAGCCGACCAAAGAUUAGCCGAACAACAAAAUUUAGCUGAUGAACGAUUACAAAAACACGAUGAAUUAGCCAAAAAACGAUUUGAUGAUCUGGAGAAAUUAAUGAAAGAUCAAUUAGAAGAACAAGGAAGAUUAUCCAAACUAGACAAAUUAUCUAAAGAAGAGAUAGAAAAACAUCAAAAAUUUGCACAAGAACAAUUAGAAAAACAACUAAAAUUAGCCAGUGAACUAUCAGAAGAAAAAGAAAAACUAGUCAAUGAAAAAAGAUUAGCUGAAGAUCGAUUACAAGAACAAAAUAGAUUAGCCAAUAAACGAUAUGCCGAUCUAGAAAAUUUGAUGAAUGAAAAAUUGGCUGAAAAAGAUGAAUUGAUGAAUAAAAAAUUGGCUGAAAAAGAUGAAUUGAUGAAUGUAAAAUUAGCCGAACAACAAAAAAAAGCUGACAAACGAUUAGAAGAUCAAUUAAAAUUAGCCAAUGAAAAAUUUGCCCUAGAUCAAAAAUUAGCUGACGAACGAUUAGAAAAACAAAUAAAAUUAGCCAAUGAACUAUUACAAGAAAAAGAAAGACUAGCCGAACAACAAAGAAUAACUGAAGAAAAAUUAGACAAAGAAAGAAAAUUGAUGAUUGAAGAAUUGGAUAAACAAAAAAAAUUAAUGGAUGCAGAAUUAGCCGAACAACAAAUAUCAGCCCAAAAUGAACUGGAAAAUCAACGAAAAAUAAUGAAUGAAAAAAUAGAAAAUCUAGAAAAAUUGAUGAAAAAAGAAUUAGAAGAAAAACAAAGAAUAAUUGAUGAACAAUUAGCAACACAAAAGCAAUUUACCGAAAAAGAAGAAUCGUUGAAAAAAGAAUUUGAUGAACAACAAAAAUCAGCAGAAGAAUUAGAAGAACAACGAAGAAAAAUGAAAGAAAAAAUAGCCCAACUAGAAAAUUUAAUGAAUGAAAAAUUGGCAGAACAACAAAAUUUGAUGGAAUCAAAAUUGGCUGAACAAGAAAAAUCGAUGAAACAAAAAUUGGCUGAACAGAAAAGAAUAGCCGAUGAAGAAAGAUUAGCUCAACAAGAAAAAUUUGAGGAAGAACAAAGAUUAGCCAAAAAACAAUUAGAAGAUCAACAAAAAUUUGCCAGAGAACAAUUAGAAGAACAUCAAAGAUAUUUUAAUCAACAGUUGGAUGAAGAAGAAAGAAAGUCCAGAGAACGAUUAGAACAACAAAUACAAAUGAUGACAGAAAGAAUGGCUAAAAAAAAAAGUGAAGCUGAUGCUCGAAUAGAUGAACUUAAGAGAAAAUUUUUUGAUCAAGUACGAAAAUGCAAUUCGUUGAGAAAAAAAUUAUAUCCAAUCAACACCGAAGGAUAUUCGGAUGUUGCAAAGAAAACAUACGAUGAAGGAAUUAGAUAUCCAUACUAUGAUCUCUUGGAUGAAAAACAAAAUCUUAUGAAUGCAUGGGAUAAUCAAGAAAGAAAUUAUAUAAAUAGAUUGAAUAAAUUGGAUAAACUAUCAAAAAAAAGUAAAAAUGCAAAUAGUGAUUAUGAAGCUCUCAAUAACGAAUAUAAAGAAAAAGAAAAUGAAUUUGACGAACAAUUAAAGAAAUUAGAUGAAAAAAUAGAAAAAGCAUACGAAGAAAUGGAAAUUGAUCUUGUCAACAAAGAGACAAGAAUUAGUGAACAAAUUUUGCGAUUUGGAGGAACCAGAAAUAACAUGGAGAAAGAGAUUAUAAAUGAUAUUAAGAAUUCUGGUUUUGCA
Dermatophagoides pteronyssinus (European house dust mite) is the source of this 5802-nucleotide messenger RNA. RefSeq lists its product as uncharacterized. The record is from RefSeq and is a predicted model, not a curated record. NCBI's taxonomy places the organism in Eukaryota, Metazoa, Arthropoda, Arachnida, Sarcoptiformes, Pyroglyphidae.